AUGUCGUUCAAUUACUCCAACCCAUUUUCUGCGUCCUCCUCGACGAAGCAGUCAGCUCCAUCCGGCUUAGCCGAUCCAAUCACUCGUUCUACCUUUGGAGCAGCCAUGGCGUCUAAAGGCUAUCAACUGUUUUUCAGUGGCCUGCCCACAGAUAUCGGCAACAAAGACCUAAUGUCUCUUCUCGAAUCUGAGAACAUCUCCCUUAACACUAGUUCUGUGCAAUACUUUCACUCGCCAGAUAAUGUACCGCUGGGCAUGGCGCUGAUCGUCGUGUCGAACGAGGAUGAUGCAGAGAGAUUGAGAAGGCGGUUCUCAGGACGCCUCAUUGACGAUACUUGGCGUCUGACCGUUCAACAUAUGCUCGCGCCUACACAAUCCUUCCCAUCCGCUUCCAUUCCAGCUUACCCCAUGCAACCGCCUGCUCCCGCAGCUCCGGCAGCUCCUAAAGCGAAGCAGGAGUCAGGGCCAAAAGGCAAAACUCAAGCUGCGACCAAAGGAUCAGACAAACCUCCGGGUCUUUCGCUACUCAAGCGAAUCGGUAAGCCAGGCGAGGCGAGUCAGUCAGCUCUGCUGGCAAAACAACGGGCCAAUCUGAAAAACAAGUCGCCUGGCAAUGCUCUCUCUUCGCGAAUCAGUGGUCCUAAAGUUCCUACAUUGGCCAGUACAAAGGCUAAAAACGCUCGAACUAUCUCUGGAGGAGGAGGCGGAGGGGCGACCAAGGUUGGACGGGCGAAAGCAGCGGCCAAUAAGGACGCUAUGGAUGUUGACAAGCCAGCGUCAAAAGCCAAAGCUGCAGUGCCGAAAGCACCCAGACCAGAACGCGUAACCCAGCAGAAACUGGACGAAGAAAUGAGAGCUUGGGACCGUGAACGACGCUUCGCUGCGCAGUAA
Molecule: messenger RNA, 891 nt
Organism: Kockovaella imperatae
Lineage: Eukaryota; Fungi; Basidiomycota; Tremellomycetes; Tremellales; Cuniculitremaceae
Exons: 4
Coding region: 1-891 (296 amino acids)
Molecular function (GO): nucleic acid binding
Source: RefSeq, a predicted model, not a curated record